This is a messenger RNA of Gavialis gangeticus (Gharial), 907 nucleotides long. RefSeq names its product NIP7, nucleolar pre-rRNA processing protein (gene NIP7). Gene Ontology annotation, cellular component: nucleolus; preribosome, large subunit precursor; nucleus. Gene Ontology annotation, molecular function: RNA binding. The coding region runs from base 60 to 602 and encodes 180 amino acids. The record is from RefSeq and is a predicted model, not a curated record. The transcript is spliced from 5 exons. Gene Ontology annotation, biological process: ribosome assembly; ribosomal large subunit biogenesis. Lineage: Eukaryota; Metazoa; Chordata; Crocodylia; Gavialidae.
GGCUCAUUUCCGGUUCCGGGAGGCUGCUUCCGCCUCCCCGCACGUGGGUGCCGGGCGCGAUGAGGCCGCUCACGGAGGAGGAGACGCGGGUCAUGUUCGAGAAGCUGGCGCGAUACAUCGGCGAGAACAUGCAGCUGCUGGUGGACCGGCCCGACGGCGCCUACUGCUUCCGCCUGCACAAAGACCGCGUCUACUACGUCAGUGAGCGGCUGCUGAAGCUGGCGAUGAGCGUCCCUGGUGACCGCCUGGUCUCGCUGGGCACCUGCUUUGGGAAGUUCACCAAGAGCAGCAAGUUCCGGCUGCACGUCACUGCCCUCGACUACCUCGCUCCCUACGCCAAGUAUAAAGUGUGGGUGAAGCCGGGCGCGGAGCAGUCCUUCCUCUACGGGAACCACGUGCUGAAAUCUGGCCUGGGCCGCAUCACCGAGAACACGGCUCAGUACCAGGGCGUGGUGGUGUACUCCAUGGCAGAUGUCCCUCUGGGUUUCGGAGUGGCGGCAAAGUCCACCCAGGACUGCCGGAAAGUGGACCCUAUGGCGAUCGUGGUGUUUCACCAGGCGGAUGUCGGGGAGUAUGUGCGGCAUGAGGAGACACUGACUUAGGUGGAGUUGGGAGCACAAAGGCUCCAAAGACUUGGCUGCAUUUGGGAAGAACGGACUUGUUGUGCGAUCAAGAUGAAGCCCUGCAAGCCCCUCCAGGCACCUGGGAGGGCUCUAGCAUGGAGCUCCAUAAGUAACUGUGACAGGCUCUUGCUGUCCAAGAUAGCCAUGUCCCAUUGGUAGUGACUGUGGUGCGAGCUCUGUGGGUGACCUGGCCAGGGGGAGAUUGCAGGCCCGGCACCCUGGGGCUGGGCUAAUAUAAAAUGGGGUUCUCUCUCUAAUAAAAUCUCCCCCUGACUUGGGCCACA